Nilaparvata lugens (brown planthopper) is the source of this 12217-nucleotide messenger RNA. It is a transcript of the gene orb2, whose product is annotated as cytoplasmic polyadenylation element-binding protein 2. NCBI's taxonomy places the organism in Eukaryota, Metazoa, Arthropoda, Insecta, Hemiptera, Delphacidae. Bases 124 to 2307 code for a protein of 727 amino acids. The record is from RefSeq and is a predicted model, not a curated record. Gene Ontology annotation, biological process: negative regulation of cytoplasmic translation. Gene Ontology annotation, molecular function: mRNA 3'-UTR binding; ribosome binding; translation factor activity, RNA binding. The transcript has 9 exons. Gene Ontology annotation, cellular component: neuron projection; cytoplasm; nucleus.
CGCUCGCCGAGUUCUGCUCAUUGAAAGUGAACUGGUGUAGACGACGGAUGGUGUACGUGUGCGUGUGAUUGUUCAAGUUAUCCCCCAUAAAUAGUAAGAAAUUAUUCGCUGUAACAACCUCUAAUGGGGGAUUACAAAUUUAGUGUUAAUUCUAGCGUAAGUUCAGUGUCAUCAGUGGAAUUUCCCGUAAGCACGACCAGUAAUUCAUCGUUGUUUUUUACCACGCCUACAUCUGUGCCAGAGUCGGUUCAGUCCCUGCAACACACAGCAAUGCAAGAUGAUCUCUUAAUUGAAAAAUCCACCGUCAAAAGUCAGCUAUCCGCGCCAAAUUCCGAUCUGAAUGGGGACCAGAUCCUUAAAGCCAAAGAGGAGGAUAGCUCGCCAGUCAAUCUAGGCGGCGUACAGUCUGAUAAGCCAAAUGAUCAGGGCCAGUUAGGAGGCCCGGUUGUCACCACAUCUCUACAGUUACCGUCUGGAUAUAAUGUUUCUGAGCCUAGUCAUGUGAUAAAUUCUAGUAAUUCUUCUUCCGCAAGUCUGUGGUCAACCGGUCCAAUGGAGGAUGCUCUGCUGCACAGUUUGAAUGUACCCACCGUCAAUGGAACUCUUACUUUUCAAAACUUCCCACCUACUAAUCCCAACACUCUUUAUAACACAAAUAUGGGUCCUCAAAUGGCAGGACUGCCGCAGACCCAGGUACAGCCGCCCCAGCAAAGAAGGGCAAUUACUGCUUCUCACAAUUUUCCGCAUAAUAUGUCCCGGCACAUUCAGCAGCAGGCGCAAAACAUGUACAUGCCAAACAAGGGCUACACUUCUUGGUCCCAGCCGCAGCAGAAUACCUGGUCUCCCGGUCCGCAGAGUCAGUCCAAUGUGACUGGCAUGUCUCCCUGGAGCCGCGGACGGUCGGUGCCUAACCUCAAUCCUUUGCAGCCGAUGGCCAAUCGCAAACCUAGUCCGACUUUUAAUCAUCAGCAUUCCGGCUUGGUCAUUUCUCCCAAGUUUAGACGCAGUACUUCUUAUCCGGGAAAAGGCAUAUUUCCGCAGCCGCCUACGUUCGAGAUCACCAACAUGGAUGAGAACCGAGAAAUGCUUCUUCCAUAUCAGGUGCAAUUGCCGUGUGUGCAGGAGCGAACGGCGAACGGGGUCGGGGGCAUGCACCACGGGGGUCACCAUGGCGGAGGCGGCGGGGGCCAACAUGGCUGCGGUGGGGGCGGCGGAGCUCUGGACAUGCGCAACUUGGAGCACUAUCUCAACGACAUCAUCCGCAGUGGAGGCGGCAACGCCGGCGGCGAGGGGGUACCCGACCAUCAUCUAAAAGGAUUUAUCAAUUGCAACUCGAACGCUCUCCAGUCUCUUGCACAAUUACAUGGCAAGACGCCGUACUUUCCGUCGCUGGAGGAAGGGGUUGGGGGUGGUGGAGGCUGCCUGCUGGAUGAGAGUGGUCAGGUGAUGGCUGCUCCCCCCGCUGCCCUCUCCUCGCCCUCUCGGUCAUCCCCGCACAGCCAGGGCUCAGAGACUGGCGAGCGGUUCUCACGCAAGGUGUUUGUAGGAGGUCUGCCGCCCGACAUAGAUGAGGAUGAGAUCACAGCCAGCUUCCGUCGCUUCGGGCCGCUGGUCGUCGACUGGCCGCACAAGGCUGAGAGCAAGUCCUACUUCCCGCCCAAAGGCUAUGCCUUUCUACUUUUCCAGGAUGAGAGUUCGGUGCAGCAACUGAUUGACGCGUGCAUCCAGGACGAGGACAAGCUGUACUUGUGCGUGUCGUCGCCUACCAUCAAGGACAAACCGGUGCAGAUCCGGCCUUGGCGCCUCAACGACGCUGACUUUGUGCUCGACGCCUCCAUGCCCCUUGACCCGCGCAAGACCGUCUUUGUCGGCGGAGUGCCCAGGCCUCUCAAAGCUGUUGAGCUGGCAAUGAUAAUGGACCGGCUGUACGGCGGGGUGUGCUACGCGGGAAUCGACACCGACCCGGAGCUGAAGUACCCGAAGGGCGCCGGCCGCGUCGCCUUCAGCAACCAGCAGAGCUACAUUGCCGCCAUCAGCGCUCGUUUCGUGCAACUGCAGCAUGGUGACAUUGACAAGAGGGUUGAAGUAAAGCCGUACGUGCUGGAUGACCAGAUGUGUGACGAGUGUCAAGGUCAGCGGUGCGGAGGCAAGUUUGCUCCAUUCUUCUGCGCCAAUGUCACCUGUCUUCAGUACUACUGCGAGCACUGCUGGGCGACAAUCCACUCUAGACCGGGCCGCGAGUUCCACAAGCCGCUGGUGAAGGAGGGCGCCGAUAGACCGCGCGCCGUUCCCUUUCGCUGGUGUUAACCCUGGCGCAUCCUAGCUCAUCCCCUAGUUCAUUCAUUCUACUAAACUAAACCUAGCCAAUUCUCUAGUUAGCAUUUUAGUCCUCAUUAUUAUUAAUUACCAUCAUCACACUAUAUACCGUGUGUGGGUGCAUGUCAUCAAUGAGCUUGUGUCGGUGUCCUAGGUUCUCUACUUUUUAUAUUUUACAUCUUGUUUAAGGAAAGUAAUGUUCUUUCAAUAUCUUGACAUGUUGUAGCUUUGUAAGCUUCUCAAUAACAACGUUACAAGAUGAUCAUUCUAUUACAACGCUAAUAUGAUCAUUCUAUAUUUCAUCUACUUUCUACUAUGUCAAAGUACUUUUCAAUAUCUUGACAUUUUGUUUCUGUACAAGGCUAUCUAUAGCAACUCUUCUCAUUACAAGAUGAUCAUUCUAAUCAUCCUCAUCUUAAUUCCAUGUACAAAGCGUUUAGUUUCUAGGCCUACUUUGUCGAACAUUAUACGCUCCUAGGACACCACAACAUCCUCAUUUUGCUUCCACCUAUCUAAUAAGACUCGUAUGAUGAACUUCUUACUCUCACCACUAUCAAAAGUGUGUGUAUGCACUACACUCUGUAUACACCACCAAAGUGUAGUGUAUGUAAUACACAAUUAUUAUUAGUGUAUAUGUGAAAUACUGUAAUACACAUAUUAUUCAGUGUCCAUGCACUCACACACACCCACACAUUAGUCUAAUUCUCUUUUUUAACAAAAUGAUGACGGUAUGAUAUUUAUUAAUUGAUUGACAGUCAAUACAUGACUGAUUGUUCACCAUUAGAUUACGUCUCAACUCACUCAAGGUGAGUUACCUGUUCACUCUACGAUUAUAAUUGUAUUGUUGGGUCGACCAUUUUCAGGGUAUUUGUAAAUAGGUUUUAGUCAAAUAUUUGAGAGGGCGUGUUCCAAGAGAUACAUUAUGGUGUAGAUUUAUGAAAAAGAUGAAGGAUCAGUCAUUGAAUAUUUUCCUAUUGAGAAAAGUGAGUGGAAUAAAAUAACAGUUCUUCCUAACGAAGACAAUUAACUGAAUAAUACGAGAAACAUUUUUCAACAUUAACUUUUUUGAUGAACUGAACAGGGAAGAACGUUCCGUUUUCGAUUGGAAAAGAUGGAAUUGUAUUUUUGUGGGACUAGUGCCGGAACCUCUGCCAAUAAUAAAAUUGCGCCGGAUCGUGAAACUUUUCUGAGUGCUACAAAAUUGUAUUGUACUUGUACAAUUUUGAUUUCUUCAUCUUCUUAAUCGUUGAAUAAUUAUUUCAUGGAUUUAAAGAAACAAUCAUGAAUUUUCAUUUUUAUAGUUUUGACAUUAUUUAAAGUUUUCAUUUUCCUAUAAUGCUAUAAAAGUAUGGCAAUUUUUUUCCAUUACUGCAUUACUGUGAAAUCUUGAGAUUUAAAAUCUAGUACCGGUGAGGUAAAAAAUCAUAUUCACUCAGAAUAGCAGCCUUAAUGUAUCAUAGAACACGUCCUCCCGUAAUAAUUUUUGGAUACCAUGAUUAAAGAGAUGAUUGGUUUCUACUUGAAGUUGAGACUUCAGAUGAGUUGGCUAUUCAAUACUAGUUAAAACUAGUUGAGUGGAAUUUUCUUUCUUCCUGUUUAUCUAGUUGUAACAUUUCAAUUUCUCACCAAAACCGUUCAUUUCUCAUGGUAUCCAGCCUUAGUUUCUUCCUUCUCAACGCUUUUGAGAAGUAAUCAAUCCUUCUGUAAAUAUGAAUGGUUGUUGGCUAUAAACCAUGAACCAUCAUCACGUUGUGUGUUGUGAACCUCUUCAGUCAUCCACCAUUACGAUAACAGAAUCCCAGUUAGUCAACUUACCACACGGCUAUAAUAUAAAUGUUAUAAUCAUAAUUAGAACUUCCUCUCCCUUUUAUCUCAACAUUGUCGACUAUACUCUAGGGACGAUGUUUUAUCGUAGAUAAAAUUUACAAUUUCAUAUUAUAUUUUCUACAGAACGCGCGGCUUCAAUAACUACCUAGAAGUGCCGCUGUUCUACUUGAGGUAGUUGCGUGAAAUUUAUUUUCGUUCUUUCCAUACGUUUUCAAACAGUGUCGACGACCGUUUGUAUUCUCAGAAUUGUAACACUUUUGAUAACAUUAUUUAGAGAUUAUUACCUGAAUUUUUAACUUUUGAACGUUUGAGAGUUUUUAUAUGUAAUGGAUUAAUGAAGAGGUGAAGUAGCUAGUUGAUGGUGUGUGAUUGCCUCUUGUAAUAAUAAUAAUAAUAAUUGUUGUCUAUGACCGAACGACCAGAAGUCCGGGUCUUCGCCUACCACCCAUUCAUUCCUCCCUCACCUACAAUCUAUUCAACUUAUUAUCACAAUAAUCAUAGUAUUACGAUAAGUAAUUGUUGUGUAUGAUGUGUACCUCUAGAUGUUCUCUACCACAAAUUGUGUGUUUAAUAUCGCUAUAAUUAUUGUUACUAUCUAUACAUCAUCGAUUGAAUCGUCUGAAGUCAAGCCAUGUUUGUUGUUGAAUCCUAUGAAAAUUUUAUUUUAUUAGUCUAAUAUUGUAUGUAUUAAUCAAUUUGUGUUUGCUUUUUUGUGUGUGGUGGCUUUUAAAUAAUGAUUGGGUUUGUAUGAUGAUGGUUACUUAGUGACCUUGAAAAUGUUGAGAGCGCAGAUAUUUUAUUUUUCAAACUAAAACAAAGAGUGAUAACUCUCUUUAUUAUCUACUACCUACUGAUAAGCUAGUAUUGUAUAAUUAUUGAAAAAAUGAAAUAUUUUUAUGUUUAAUUAAGAUUAAAUUUUGUAUUGUUGAUGGUUUUUCAGACGGUUGAAUGUAAUUUUUGUGGUGGCGUAGACUAAUAUUGGUGUCAACAUUUCAAUGUAAUAUUGCUUAUCUUGGGGUUGCAUGGAAAGUGUGGAGCGAAUCGUAUCCCUGAUGUUCUUCUCGAUGUGUGAAGUGAAUAUGUGAUUUGUACAGACAGAGUUUGGAUUGUCGUGUAUUUCUACAGUGUUUUCGAAUUAGGAGGUCGUGUUUGGGAUCAGGUGGGGAGGGGUGGUGGGCGAUAGACUCACACAUGCAACUCUCUCUCUCUUUCUCUGUCUCUGUUUGCUCACACUUGUUGUCAUAGGAUAGUUGUUUCUCUGUCUAUAUUGUCUCUUUGAAACAAAAACAAAAAAAAAAUGAAUAUAAGAUAAAUUUCUCUGUCUUUGUGAAUGGAAAUAUGAAAAUUUGCUCGUGAUCUCCCCCAAACCAAAGAGAAAACACUUAUUUCAAACGAUUCUUUAUUAGAUAAAAAUAUUUGAUAAAUGUAAUCAAUUUAAUAGUUGACAUAUUGAAAUGUCUGCUGAAUUUUGUGAGUCGUACUACUACUACUUCUACUACUCAUAAUAUAUAUUUGUAGAUAAUUGGUUUUAAUAAUACAUGCAUAAUGAAUACAAAUAUUGAUGAGUAUUUUAAAGUGAAAUGGAACGACUAUGUCUUCUCUACUUGCACAGACCGCCACAAUUAUGUGUCCAUGUAUAGGUAUAGUGACGACUAUGUCAUGUAUAGCCAUGUAUAAUGAUAGUCUACCACACAACAUGUAUAUGCACACAUACACGAACACACACAUACACUAAACCCUAUCUAUUCUAAUCUAUCUGCUCGCAUGUAGCCUACACUCAAUUCUGUGCAUGAUUAAUAUUGUAAUGAAUGUAGCUCAUUUUAAAUGUACCCUGGUACCCCCACCCAGUAAUUGUAAUGAAUGUACUGUCUAUGUAUAGCGGUGGCUACAUGUGUAGUUGUGUGUCCAUAUGUAUCCAUAUGCAUUGUCACCCAACUCCAGCAGUGUGCAGUGUGCAUAGGCCUCGCCUCUGAGGCAGGCACAAUCAAUACAAGUCUAGUCAGUUAAUGUGCGGCGCGGCGGCUAAAGGACUAUAACCAUAUAUUAUAACCAACCGUAUGUGUACGUUCCUAAUAUCUUCGGAAGCUGACUGUCUUUGUAGACUACCUUAUGGGUACAAAAAACGUUUAUUUUGUAUCUCCUAGUGAAAUUGUAAGGUAUAUAACCUGAAUAUAUAUAUAAUGAAUAAUAAUGAUAAUUUAUAUUGAUAUAUUAUAAAAUAUAUAGUGAAUUACCCUUUCCUAAACGUUCUUGACUUUCCCCUUUUUUACAUUUUGUAAGUAGGAACGACGAUGACGAUGAUAGCCUACUGCUUUUUCAAUGGGACUGUUUUUUCUUAAAAAGUAAAAAGAAAGCUAAAGUGUUACGGUAUUGUUGGUUGUUUGUACCAUUCUCAAUUACAUAGUUUGUUUGUAAUAGAUUUUUUCUAUUUUUAAAUAAUGUUCCACAAAGGGAAUUAAAAGCCUUAAUGCUUCAUUUAGAUUUUUACUCUGCGAAUUUUUCAUACUGAUAGGGCAAUGUUAUUUGUAUUUAUAGCUACUGCUACGUUUAAUAUUAUAAUAAUUAUUAUUGUAUUCUAUAAAAAUUGUCGUAGAACAUUUGAUUCCAGUAUAUUCGAUAGAUUAUUAUCGUUCUUUUAUCUUCAUAAAAACUUGUAGGUGUUAAUAGUAAUAAUAAUAGAUGUUUUGUGUUUUUAAAUAGUUUUGUAAAUUGGGUGGUUGCAUUUUUUGUUUCGUGCUUGCGACAUUUUGCUCUAAGCGAUCGCACGGCCAAUUGGCCAUGGCUAGGCCUAAAAUAUCCCAAAUCUUAUCUUUUUUAUAUCUAGAAGAAAUUAAUGAAAAACAACAUGUUUCUACCUGUUUAUCUUGAUAUGAUGUGAUAGCCAUACUCAAUGCGAACAUACACUUGAUUGCGUCAUAGCCUUCUUUUUAUUAUUCCAUCGAGGAAUUAACAGUAAUUAUGUAAUUGAAAUUGGAGUUAUUUUAUCAAUACUUUGAAAAGUGUAGACUAUACUUCUUAGAGUGUGUUGCAAAGCCCUUGUAACACUUGUACACUAAUCACUCUCACGCUAUUGACGAUUCUAAACUGAACCUAGCAGACCUAUAGCAUAACUUUUGGUGCCUAGGUAGUCUACCCCUAUCGUACUACCUUAAACCACAAGUCUAAUAUUCAAUAUUGAUUGGUAUCGUCAAUAGAUUCUCAACAGUAUACUCAAUUAAUCGAUCCACUGGUUUUGUUUCGCGUCACUUUUGCAACAAGUACGGCAACGUUCAUCAAAUACAAAUCUUACCAACUUUUGUGCAAUAAUACUUUUAUUCUAUGAAAUUAUAUGCCGUAAAUUUUGUUAGAAAGUCAGUUGAAUUUUGUCAGAAUUCAUUUUGAUUGGAUUCCGUUAUUGAAUCUUCAGUUUUGUUUGAACUGUCUUUUGUUUUCAAAUUUUAUUAUAAAAUCCUUAAUUUUUCGUUCCUAGAAACGGGUUUUAUAAACCAAAUAUGUUUCAGUUACCGUUGGUUCAAUAGAAAAGCUUAAAUUUUCCAUAUUUCAAUUGACUGUCAACUUGUAUUGUCUAAUGUAUAUUAAUUUGUAGCAAUUUCAGUACUACGUGAUAAAAUGUCUUUGAAUCUUUGGUUUUUGGUGCUAAGAAGCCCAAACCAAUUUUUGGUUUUUGAUGCUAUUCUUCAACUCAAUGCUCCAUAGGCUAUCAAAACGUAGUCAAUUACAGUAAAAGUUUAUGUGCUGAUUUCUAUAAUAUUUCCCACUGAUUCGAACAACCCAAUCAGAUAACAACCUUUGUUCAAUUGCGAAGUUUAAUGCAAAUAGAUAUGCUUAUCAUGUGUGAGCCUAACAAUCCUAACCAAUAGUUACAUAAUAAAUAUUCCAAGCAUAGAGUCCCAGACAAUAAUGUAAGAUUGUUAUUGUGCAUGUUCAUAUAACUCGAUUAAUUUGCCUCUAAAUUAGAUAAAAUUUCCAUUCCCAUAUUUCCCCCUCAUAUUUAGUAGUUCCUUGAUUAUUCAGGUCUUUUUCAAACAUCUCUUCCCUCUAAUUCAGGAAAACAAUAAGUUUCAAAGAAACUACCAUUAGAUUAUAGUAGACUAUUUAAAAUUUAUUUUUGUACCUUAUUGUGUUUUAUUGUUAUCGUUGAUCAACUAAUUUCGCUUGUACUUUCGUAAUAAUUCAGUGUUGAAGUUAUUAUGUGUGGAUGGGUUAUAAUAGUAAAUACACUUAUUCUAUUUUUAUGGUCCAACUUCAUGCAUUGAAGAUGGGUAGACGAUAUUCAGAUUAGGUCAAAUGAGUAGAUUAUUUUAUUGUAAUUUUUUAACGUUUUUAAUCAUUUCUGUGCAAUGAAAUAUGCUUGUGGAUGUACACCAUUAUUGAUAUAAUUCUUCUCGAUUCAUUGGCAAGAUAUAUUGUAAAUGACCCAGAUUGAGAGAUGUUAUUAUGUGGAAACAGAAAGAAAGGAUUUCAGGACAUCAUAUAUAAUUUCUAUCAAAGAUUAUUAUUUCUUUAUAUAAAAAAUAAUUAUUAUAUCUUUAUAUCAAAUAUUAUUAUUUCUUUAUAGAGUUUAAUUUAUUUUCCGUAUCUACUAAGAAAUGGACUUUUGGAAGGAGAUAUUUUUGUUGUGUUGUUAUUAUUUAUCAAAUUAUUUAAGCUAAUAUAAUUGAUUUCAUAAAUAUAAUUUAUACAUAUUUUACUAUAUUUAUCCAAUCACCGAUUUAUAUAAAUGAUAUUAUUAUUAUUAUUAUUUCCGAAAUAAGAAGUUUUUUGCUUUGUUGUUUUUCAUUUCGUUUUUAUAUCACUGUUUUACUUUUGAAAUAUAUUUUCUGAUUAUGAGUAUCAUUUUAUAUUUUAAGCUACGAAUGAUGAAAUGCAAUUCAAUUUCUCACUUCUCUAGUGGCCUCUUGACGAUACAAGAGAGCUGCCUCACUUUUUAUUCAAUUGAAUCAAAUGUAUUCUUUUAAUGCAAAGGUACUUUAUUGAAUCUUUCAUCUGGUCUGCUAGGCGCUUGCUUAUCUGUUUUUCAAUGAAAACAAAGCACUUUGUACAUAUUGAUGAUUAAUGUGAACGAUAGGCUACAUUGUGACUCGUAGGAAGUCUACGCACCUCAUAGCCUAGUUAUUGUAAGAAAUCAAUUUCAAUCUCCAUCUAGAUAUCAAAUUAAACUAUUUUUACUGUUUGGAAUGUAAUUACAUAUAACAAUAUAAUAAAAGUAUACUAUACUUGUAUAACUUUUUAAUUGAUUACCAAAACCGUAAGUGACUGAUUUGGCACUCUAAUUUCUAUAUCGGUACCGGUAAUACAUGAAUACCGAACUUAUCUUGUCUGAUUUACCAAAAAUACCCAUAAUAUUAUUGUAAUGUACCAUUCGAUAUUCGAUUCUUGUUACCAAUCUGAUAAUUAGGCUGCUAGGCCUACUUGUAGUGCAUCAACAUGCUUUUGAUAUAUUUUGUGCGCCCUAGCAUUUGUGUAAUGUAUUUUAUCAUUGCAAAAUACUCAUAAUAAGAAUAAAGUUCUAUAAAAUAUUUUAUUUUGAUCGAAGUCCACUUGAGAAUCAAUCAAAAUUUAUCAUAUAUUCGCUCUUUGGUAAUUUUUACUCUUACGAUGAGAGUUAACUUUAAGAUUAGGCUCAAAUUUCACAAUAGAGAAUGAGCAUGGUUUUUUGUACGAGUUAUUCUCUGUAAUUAUAAUUUUUCUAGGUUUUUAAUUGCUAGUCAGUGUAAUUGAUGCUCUUUGACUUUUGUAUUAUUUACUUGAAUGCAGAACACAUAGCAGUAGAUAAAUUCAUUUGAAUUUGAAUUAAAAUGAAAAACAAAUUGUUCUAUCAAUGUAAUUGUUUACGACUCUCCGUAAAAUAACCUCCUUCAUAUAAAAUAAAAUUUCAUAAUUAUUAGCUCCAUCAAAUUAGUUUUCUUGCUCAAUCACAAGACGACAUCACAUUGGCUAAAAUCACAAUUUGUAUGAAAAAUACUGUGUAGAAUAGUCGAUUUUUCGGCUAUGUGAUGUGUUGUAUGAAAAGAUCUCUUCUAUAAAACAACAUAGGAUGAUUUAUUAUCAUGAAUAAAGCACUGUCAAGAAUACAAUUUUCCAUUAAACAAGAUAAAAUUACAUCAAUUCCAAUCCUAUUUCAUAAUUAUUUUCAAUCAUUGUUUGGGAGUGAUUAAUUUAUCGGAUUAUUUGAAGUUUGUAGGCUUUUCUCAGUAUUAUUAUAAUCGAAAAAUCAAUUACAUUGACAAGCAGUAUUUGACUGAAAUUUUUAUGGCCAUUUUGUAAACUUAAAACUACGAUUGCCUGUCUAAGAAGAAAAGAAGUUGAUUAAAUCAUCUUGCAUGGAUACUGGAUUGAAACUAAUAAUUUUAUUCUAUUUUGUGAAUGAAUCUGACGAAUAGUAGUGAUGGGAAUAAGCAAAAUCAUUAAAUGCGAUGCCCUGCCCUCUAGUUUCGGCCCUGCUCGGCUCUCGGCCCUUGUCCCGUCUAGGCGGUUAAGCUAGCUUAACACAUAGCUGUUUUGCUUUGGUUCUAUGGUUUUUCAAAAACUAUUGUUGAUGUCAAAGUAAAUUCGAUAACGUGUUUAUCAAUUUUCUGUGUUACCACUAUCUAGUAAAUUUGGAAAUUAUUGAUUUUUUUAUAUCGGAUUAUUUGUACAUUUAUAUGUAUCGAUGUUAUUACUAUGUAUGUUAUUGCUCGGGUAUGAAUACGUAGUUAUAGUGAAAUUUAUUUUUCUAGUAUUCGUAGCUAAUAUUUCAAAACAACCUCCUGUCAUAAGAAUACUAAUAAUCAUUUGCGCAUUGAAUUACCUUAAAUAAUUUACUUGUCAUUAUUAUAAUUAGUACUUUUAUAGAUGGUUGUAAAUACAUAAUAUACGGUACGACUAAAUUAUGGACAAAUGUUAUGUAAUGAAGUGAGCAUAGAGCAUGAGCAUGAGCAUAGAAGGGGUCUGUACUCUGUCCUGUAGCUGGUGUGGAUUUAAUUUGAUCUGUAAUUAGCCGACCAAUUGGCGUCUUGGCGAUUCGCCAUACGGUAGCGUAGCGAUAUCGACUCAGUAGGAGGACUACAGUUUUAUGUUCUAUGCCACUGUCAACAUUUGUACACAAAUAUUCAGUGUCAAUUUGUACUUAAGAUGUUUUAUAUUUUAAUUUUUUGUAUAAAACCGCUUUUAAUAUUCUAAGCAUAUAUUAUUAUGUAAAAGAAUAAUUUUUACAGUUUUGCAGCACUUACUAAUAUUGAAUAAUAGACAACUUUUUAUAAAUAAUCUGAAGUCAAAACUUUUUAUGGUAUUUAUCGAUAUUUUGUAUUUUGAUUUUAAUUUUUAUGGAGCAAUUAACUGUAAUGUUUGAAAUUUACUAUCGACCAUUGACUUUUAGUGUAAUAUGUAGCCAUUACUAAAUAGCUUUACGUCCAUGUUCUGCUAGCUUACUGGGGCAGGAUUCCCAUUCCAUCAACUUGGGUUAAAUUCAUUUUGUGGAAUCUAUUAAUUCGGCCGAUAUUAGACAAAUAGAGGAUCAUCUAAAGAGUGAUUAUGAUUCAGUUUGAUGAAGGCUACCGUACCUUGGUAGGAUUGCAAUGCAGGUACCGGUAGGCCUACUGUAGGCACUCUAAUACCAGCCACCAGCCAAAGCAAAGCAGCAUCUGUGAAAUGAAUGCGAUGAUCAUUUAUGUUGCAGUCAUUUAUGUUCGAUGUUUGCUAUCUACUGUGACAGAAGUGAAUAAAACAAUGACAGUGUGAAGAAAUGUGUCGGCUUUAAUAACGUUUUAAUGGAUACUUUUUUAGAAAAUAGUAUUCUAGAUUUAGGAAAUUCAUAAUUUGUGUGCAUUUCAAUCACUCCUAUUUUUUAUGAAUUUUGUACAUUUUCUAAUUUUUGUACAAUGCGGGCUGGACAGUCGGGAUGUGUAUGUACCACAUUAUUAUACAUAACCGAUACCUAUAAGUAACUUUUUUGCUGUCUGGCGUUUGAUUUGUAUCCAGAGUAUGUCCUGGCUAUUUUUGUUGAUCAUUAAACUUUUUAUGUUUUGUAAAAAUAAUAAUUAUAUAAAAUGUCAACAACUGUGUUUAUUUGAUAAAUAUUGCUGUUAAUUCUUCA